Ostertagia ostertagi is the source of this 186-nucleotide messenger RNA. Lineage: Eukaryota; Metazoa; Nematoda; Chromadorea; Rhabditida; Trichostrongylidae. The record is from the annotation of a GenBank genome assembly.
AUGUCGGUUGGAUCCUUGGUAUACCAGAAAAUCACUCGACGAUUCUCCACUCUCUUCCUCGCUGCAUCCUUCGGUGCAUUCUUUAUGAACUACACGUUUGACGUCCUUACUGACACGUAUUGGGAUAAGGUGAAUGCUGGCAAGCAAUGGAAAGAUAUCAAAGCAAAACUCGAGAAUCCACAGUAG